Molecule: messenger RNA, 889 nt
Organism: Lutzomyia longipalpis
Lineage: Eukaryota; Metazoa; Arthropoda; Insecta; Diptera; Psychodidae
Exons: 3
Coding region: 219-809 (196 amino acids)
Biological process (GO): lipid transport
Cellular component (GO): extracellular region
Molecular function (GO): lipid binding
Source: RefSeq, a predicted model, not a curated record
ACACAUCAUUCCUCAUACACAGUCUAAUACUUGUUGGGAUGUGCAUGGAUGAUUUUCUUCAUGAUUCAUGUGGAGAGAUCACAUGAAGCCUGAGGGAUGGAUUACCUAUAAAAACGACAAUACUUAGCGGGGAAGCUCUCAGUUUCAGGGAGCAUUUUAGUUAGCUCAUCUCGGUCUCUUUUCUCAUUUACCCGGUGUUACCUAAUAAGUUGGAAAGAAUGAAGUCUUGUGUACUCAUUGCAACCAUCUGCCUUCUGCAGUUUGCCUGUGGGGGUGUAGUUCGACGGGAUGCCCCUGCUGAGGUGGCGACAAGGAGUCCCAUUGCAGAGUUAUCAAAUGCCGCCGAAGAGGCUGUUGGAAAAUUUCAUUCAGCUUUCAUGGAUCUCUUUGGUGUGAAGACAAAUGAUGAAUUAGUUGAUUUAGUUCGUGAUCAAUCGAGGCAAUAUGCCACGAAAUUGCAAGAUAUCAUGGGAGAAUUAACGACAACGGUGGGAAGUCAAUCUGGAAAAUUCGACGGAAUCAUCAAGGAUGUUAAGGAUAAACUUGGAGAGACAGUUCGCGAGCUUGAGGCUAAGAACCCAGAAUUCUUUGCUGACACGAAGAAGGCUCAAGAGAAAUUUGAAACUCAACUCAGAGCUGUUCUUCAGGAGACUGAGCGCCUCAGUGAGAAACUGAAGAAGGAUGGUGCCGAGGUUGGUGGUCAAUUGCAGGAAGUGACUAAGCAACUCUACCAGACAACCGCUGACACUGCUAAAGUCUUCUCACAGCAGGUGGAAAAUGUCGUAAAGGAGCAAAAGAAUAAACUCUAAGAAUUAUUAAACUACCCACAUACACAUUUUUUCAUCAAAAGACGAUUUUUUCCAAAUAAAAUUCAUAUUUGAAAGGAGAA